CCCACGUGACAACUCUGACUGCUGCGUUUCUUAUUUCCGGACAUGCAAAAAGUGCUGGAUCAACUUAAAUCAAAGACGUCUCUUCGCAUUUAUUGCAGGCAUUACCGUGACCACGAACUCGUGGACAGCACACCUAGCAGAUAUCAACGACUACCAGGAAAGCGCUGAACAUCAUUGUCAACGGACCUGAACAUCAUUGUCAACGGACUGUUCGCCAGACCACAGAAACUCCCCAACGACUGAAACGAGUUAUAGUCUCAUGGAUAAAGCCAGAGAAACAUGAGAAAGAAAGACAGACAAGAUUCAUAAUUUGCUAUCGUCACUGGGGUUUGAACCCCCAAACCAUGGAAAUAAUGUUUACAUUGUGGGACAAACAUUUAUUUCAAUAUCUCGAUAAUCAUUGUCAUUCACUGGCAGUCCAACUAUGAUAGUAAUUAGAACACACUAUGGCACUGACUUUAAUUGUUUUGCUCUCAGAAUAUUUUGUGUCCAUGUCUCAUAGUACAUGUAACUGAUGUCCACUUUGCACUUGAAAAUGUGAGACGUCUUAAAGAAAGACUUCAGACAGAGAAAAUUGAUCUGAUUUUGCUGUCUGGUGAUAAUGCAGACAUGACUAUGGAUCCCAAAGCACCACCAGACAUUGUGGAGAAACAUGAAAAUGACAUGAGACAAGUUGUAGAGGGUUUAGAGUCUAUCCACCCAACCGUCAUCUACAUUCCAGGAAAUCACGAUGCAGUGACUACAUUUCGUGAUGAUCCUCCCCAAAUGACACCACAGUCUAUUAGUCUGCACAAACGAUCUGUACAGCUAACGCCUAGCCUUCGUCUCAUUGGCUUUGGAGGCAGUGUUCCUGGCGUUCAAAAUGGAGAAAAGGUUUUUGAAGGUUUCCCUUACCAAACUGAGGAAGAAUUUGCUGAGGAGUUUUUGCCUGCCAUUGAGCAGUUCCAGCUAAGUGAUUUUUUGGGAUCAACUAUCUUGAUGACCCACAUUGGACCUGCUAGUUUGGGCACUGCUGUUGAUCGCUCUGAUAUUCUAAAUCCUGUAGAAAUGGGAAGCACAACACUUCGAAAAACAAUGGAGUCGGCUGCACUACAAAAAACUGUCUUUCUUCAUAUUCAUGGUCAUAGCCAUGGUGCACCCGGUAGCAUCAAAGUUGGAAGAACCACCAUUGUGAAUCCAGGUCCACUUAGGUAUGGCUGUUUUGCUCUCUAUACAGUCGCACAACAAUUGCCUGACAGUGUAUGGAAGCUGAGCGAAUUGACAAUAGGUCGCGUUGAAUAACUGGCUAUCUUGACAAAAUUUCAUAUUAUUGAAUGUUUGAAUCAAUAAAUUAGCAUUUUUCACUAGUACAUGCAUGUCUUCUGCAUAAUAUACAAUCCUUGUAUGAACUAAUAAUUAGAUUACUAAUCUGUGUAAUACCAGCUGGAGACUGG
Molecule: messenger RNA, 1433 nt
Organism: Corticium candelabrum
Lineage: Eukaryota; Metazoa; Porifera; Homoscleromorpha; Homosclerophorida; Plakinidae
Exons: 8
Coding region: 610-1281 (223 amino acids)
Molecular function (GO): hydrolase activity
Source: RefSeq, a predicted model, not a curated record